UGACCUGCUUGGCCAACGCUGAGAGCAGCAGCUUGUGAAAGGGCUGGAGGAAGAUCUCAGGCUGGACGCUGCAUAGGCUCACCAGGAGCAGGCUUCCGUCCAGUUUUCCAAGUGAUAAUUCCAGGAAAGCUCAUGAAGAUGCCGUCACAGGGGUGGCAGCUGGGGAGCACGAAGUGAUGUGAGUCUGCAGCGCGUCUGCUCCAGCGAAGUUCUCCAGGCUGCGAGAGGAAAGAAGCUGUGCCAGGAGGAAGGAGAAGCAGCAGAGGUGUCGCAAUGGUGCCUGCCAUGGAAGGAGCCAGCCCAGCUUGUUGGAGCCAGCCCGGUGGGACAGCACAUAACAGGAGCUGGCAUCACAGGCUGCUGAGGCAGGAGGACGAGGACUACAACGGGACCGACUGUGAAGGUGACCACUUGAGCAAAGUGUCUGUGACACUGCUCAUCUGCCUCUGCGGGCUGGUGGGGAACGGCGCCGUCCUCUGGUUCCUGGGUUCCCAUGUCCGCAGGAACCCCACCACCACCUAUGUCUUCAACCUGGCCGUUGCUGACUUCACCUUCCUCCUCUCCAUCGCUGUUGCCGUUGUGAUAUUCUACAGCUCAGAGAGCCUUUGUCAUAGGCUGGCCUCACGAGAUGUGACAACUGCGGUGAACAUCACCAUCCUCUUCUCCUUCACCGCCAGCGUCUACCUCCUGACAGCCUUCAGUGCCACCACGUCUCUGUCCCUCCUCCCCUCAUCCCACUGCCCCUGCCACCACUCCUGGGGCUUCUCAGGGGUCCUGUGUGCCCUGCUCUGGGCCCUCUCCUUCCUGCUCACCCUCACCCUCUACCUCCGCCCUGUGGCACUCAUCAUCUUCGUCCUGAGCUACCUCUUGUCGGUGCUGACCAUGAUGGUGUCUGGUCUAACUCUGCUCGCCAGGCUCUUGUGCUCUUCAAGGCAAUAUCCCCCAAAGAUGCUCAGUGUUGUGGUCCUGCUCGGCGUCUACUUCUUCCCCUUCUUCACGGCUGAUUUUGGUUACUGGCUCUUGCUAAGGCUGAUCGAUUUGUCUGUUUUUGUCUUUAACACCUCUCUCCCCUUGGCCUGCGUGAACAGCACCAUCAAGCCCGUGAUUUACUUCUUGGUUGGGUGCUGUGGAAAGAACUUCACGUUCUCUGUUAGGGUUGCUUUCCAGAGGGCUUUGGAAAACGCAUCAGAGCCCCCAAAUAGAGGCAAAACUCCCAGAGAAAACACAGUGGGAGCAGUUGUUUAAACCUCUGCUCCCUGGGAGAAGAUGCUCCAGGGAUGGAAGGAUCUCGUGAGCCGGGGUGAGCCAAGGAAGAUGACUUUGGUGCGUGUCCAGCUGCAGCUGAAUGGAAUUAGCUGCGGCACAAGGAACUGUGCUGGGUGGCACGAGAACUUCUGCGGGGGUGGACACUGGACAGGGUGGUGAAAUACCCAUCGAAACCUUUUGCUUUGAAACCUUUGCUUGGAAUCGGUCCUACCCCACAGGUCUGAGCUUCCCCUGUCCCAAAAGUGAACUUGCUCUACCCUAAGAACUAUUAAAAC
Molecule: messenger RNA, 1541 nt
Organism: Calidris pugnax (ruff)
Lineage: Eukaryota; Metazoa; Chordata; Aves; Charadriiformes; Scolopacidae
Product: mas-related G-protein coupled receptor member X1-like
Exons: 2
Coding region: 274-1245 (323 amino acids)
Biological process (GO): G protein-coupled receptor signaling pathway
Cellular component (GO): membrane
Molecular function (GO): G protein-coupled receptor activity
Source: RefSeq, a predicted model, not a curated record